This is a messenger RNA of Dentiscutata heterogama, 123 nucleotides long. NCBI's taxonomy places the organism in Eukaryota, Fungi, Glomeromycota, Glomeromycetes, Diversisporales, Gigasporaceae. The record is from the annotation of a GenBank genome assembly.
CUUAUUCAAUAAAAUGCAAAUUACAACCUAUUACGGCAUUUACAACCAUUAUGGCAUUUACAACCAUUAUGACACUUACAACCAUUAUGAUAUUUAUAGCAAUACGGCAUAUUACAACUUUGG